Eimeria necatrix is the source of this 456-nucleotide messenger RNA. RefSeq lists its product as hypothetical. Bases 1 to 456 code for a protein of 151 amino acids. The record is from RefSeq and is a predicted model, not a curated record. Gene Ontology annotation, biological process: cilium organization. The transcript has 3 exons. Gene Ontology annotation, cellular component: motile cilium; cytoplasm. NCBI's taxonomy places the organism in Eukaryota, Apicomplexa, Conoidasida, Eucoccidiorida, Eimeriidae.
AUGGCCGACGCCGCGAAGGCCAACUGCCAGCUUUCCCCCGUCGAAAGCCUCCGCGCCUGCGUCCUCCUCCAGGAAGCCCUCAAGCAACUCGCCUUCAUCGGCCGUUUGGCCCGAAGCCAAAAGGCCGCGCAGCCCGCGGGCCUCGCGGCGGCCCGCGGCGACGAGAUCGUGCGGCUCAUAGCCGAGCAGCAGCAGCAGCAAGACAGACUGCAGGAGCUUGCUGGGGAGCGGGAGUCGCUGGAGUUUGGGGAAAACAAAAUAAAUUUGAAAGCAGCAGAAGCAAAAGAAAAAGAAGCGAACUACUUGAAGCUGCAGCGGGAGCGGCAGCGCAUAGAAGAGCUGCUGCAGCAAACCAUUUCGGAGUUGAAGGAAGGAAACACUUUUAAGGGUUUGCUGGAGGCAGUGGCUCAGGAGAAGCACGCCCAGGAGAGGCUCAACGAGGUUCCCAAACCCUAA